CAUGGAAAGGCCCCUAAAAACUGAUACGUUACUGGAUAACCUGGGUUAAAGGGUAAAUCCAGGCGCUUGACCCUGGCCUUGCUCCAGCACAAAGCACAACCCAUCCCCCUGCCAGUAGUAGGAUCCUAGGCCUUGAAGUUGAAGUUGCAUUGCCAAUGCCAGUGGGCAUGAGCCAAGCCGAUCUUCUUCCAAGCUACAGCAGAGUGACAUUCUCGAAAGCACAGCUUUGCAGCCGAAGCGCAACCUCCACCGCUAGCAUGGCGCGCUGCUUUGCGGGCGCCAAGUGCGAGCUGGCCUCCGUCGCUAGAUCUCUAGCAAAGCAGACGAGACGGAGCCUCGACUGCAAUGCUGCCGCUGCUCCAAUCCCAUUCAGCUCGCCAAUCCCUUCUCAUCAUCGGUCGAAGUUGCAUUUGCAAUCGGAAGCCCCUUGCUUGCUUCUCCAAAGAGGUGUUGCUGCUGGACACUUCAAUCGCACAAGCCUUGGCAACCUCUCUUCGUCAGGAGUUAAGCUUGGACAGAGUGUCGAGGAGAGGAAAUGGAAUCUUGUGAGUGCGAGCAUGCAGGCUUCUGUGCAGACGGCAGCCAAGGUCGGGGCGCGCGAGAGUGGCUCUGUUCCCUUGGAGAAACUAGUGGAGGUUGUGACCAAUGCAGCCAAGACUGGAGCAGCAGUGGUUAUGGACCGAGUAGACAAACCAAGGACGGUGGACUUCAAGGGCGCAACUGACUUGGUCACAGACACAGACAAGGCCACAGAGGAGGCAAUCUUGGAGGUGAUCAAGGAAGCAUUCCCGGACCACUUGGUGCUUGGAGAGGAGGGCGGAGUCAGCGGCGGCCCCAACAGCGACUACCUCUGGUGCAUAGACCCCCUUGAUGGGACGACGAACUUCGCGCACAGCUACCCUUGCUUCGCGGUCUCUGUAGCGGUCCUCUGGAAAGGGAGGCCGAUCGCCGGCUCUGUGGUUGAGUUUGCUGGCGGCCCUUUCUGUUGGGUGACGAGGACGUUCUCAGCAACGGCGGGCGGAGGGGCCUUCUGCGAGGGCCAGAGAAUACACGUCAGCGACACGGAAUCCGUCCAGCGCUCCCUCCUCGUCACCGGCUUCGGCUACGAGCACGACGAUGCCUGGGCCACCAACAUCGAGCUGUUCAAACACUUUACUGACGUCACCAGAGGGGUGCGCCGGCUGGGAGCAGCCGCCGUCGAUCUUUGCCAUGUGGCACUCGGCCUGGUGGACGCCUACUGGGAGUACCGUCUGAAGCCUUGGGAUGUGGCAGCCGGCGUGUUGAUUGCUGAGGAGGCAGGCGCCCUAGUCACGAGAAUGGAUGGCAAGGACUUCACUGUUUUCGAUCGCUCCGUGAUCGCCUCCAACGGCAAAAUACAUCCGCAACUUCUGGACGUCAUCAGACCAGCAACCCAAAAGCUUCUAGAUUCGGGAAAGUUCGUCGACGACCUGUGGUUCAAGCCGGAUGGUUACCAACUAAAAUGAGCUGCCGUAGAGCAGCGCUUUCUUCGCAACUAGAGGGAGGCGUUUCGACAGUCAAGAAUGACUAUCUGGAUAUCCGGCUCUAGGAUUAUGCUACUUGAGGUUGUGAGUCCCCGGAGCUUCAUUUCAACCACCAUCCUGGAGUGUAUGACGAUGACCGAAUCAACAAAAGAUCGAUCUUUGUUGCUACGGAACCAAAAGAGAGUGGCUUACCUGACCAGGCUCUAAUGUGGCUAAGGGCGUCAUAGGAUGAGAAACUACCAUUAGGUGAGAAGUUUCGUUUAGCAAAAGUCGUACUGAUGAUGUUACAGCUAGGUUGCGUGCCAUGCUUUCUACUUUAUUCUUAAAGUUGCCACUUCCUAAGAAA
This is a messenger RNA of Klebsormidium nitens, 1848 nucleotides long. NCBI's taxonomy places the organism in Eukaryota, Viridiplantae, Streptophyta, Klebsormidiophyceae, Klebsormidiales, Klebsormidiaceae. The record is from the annotation of a GenBank genome assembly.